AUGAACACAACCCGACCUACGCCUUCAGAAACAGCGUCAAGUAUGGCAAUAACCUGGAGUGAUAACAUCGCCAAUGACAGCAGACAUGACGAAGUUCCCAACCGCGACAAGACCCAGGUACGGUUGCUUGAACGACAGUGAAUUACCAAUUAUGACUGCAGGUUUUACUUCUUCAGCAUUUACGUUACCAUUCCGUUAUGAUAAAUCAAGAGAAAGACAAAAGGAAAACGCGACGUGAUGUUUGUAUCAAGCUACUUAUAAGUUUCGAUCCAUUUUACAUUUUUGUUUGUUGUUUAUCUUUUUCAGCAGCCGAGUUUAAUUUGAAAAUGUUAAUUCUUGUUUGUUUUACAGAAGUCAGAUAGGGUAGGCAUUCAAAAGAUAGAGGAAUUCCUCACGAGUAAAGGUUGCUUUUCAGCGUCGUUUGACGAGGUAAUAAAAUCAUUUAAAGCAAGGGUUGCUGCAAAUGUGAACGACAAUCUUACCAGUAAUUGCAAUGAAUCUUUCCUGAUAGCAAAAUGUACAGUAUAAUAAGAAGUAAUAUCUCCUCUUCACGGAAGCUUAAAAAAAAUAUUAAUAUCUUUUUUGAAAGACAGAGAGCGGAAGAAGUGACAUCCAUACUAAAAAUAAACUUCUAAAUAAUAGGAAUCAGGAGAAUUUAUUUUCGAGAGCCCUGCAACCACAAAGGAAUCCAUGAGGCACGAAAAAAUUCUGAAUACCUUUGAGACGACACUCAUGAGCUUCUCUAUUACAGCAGAUGUAAUUUCCUUUGCAUUCCUCUCAGUUGUAAGGUAUGUAAGUAAGAGCUAAUGCGGAGAACCAGAGGCUUAGAAAUCGUUGGUGUGUGAAAACGGUGGAUUGAUAAAUAUAAAAGGAGGAGGCGGGAGGAGGAGGGAAGAAUGAACUUAUAAUUAUAUGGAUUUGGGUGCAAUCCAAGUUUAAUAACUAGCUUCAUUCACGGAAACUGAAAUAAAUUCUUGCGAAGACGGAUGAGCUAUCAAGCUUGGAAUAAAAUGUUACUUAUUAAUUUUUGGCUCUUUCUCCUUUUUCGAGGAAGCUAGUGUGUCUUCGAGAAUUAAAUGGUUUCCAUCCUUGGAUUUAGAAAAAUAUUAUAAGAAUGUUUUGCUGACGUUUGUUUCAAAUGUGGUAGAGUUUUAAAGUCGGAGCGGAUUUUCGUGCACAAGAAUCUGCUCAUAUCGCUGGCUUUUGGACAUACAGUUUACAUUCUUGACAUAAAUAUCUUCCCAUCAAGGAACAUGCACCAUGUAAGUACAAAAAUUAGAUAAUAGAAAUUAAAAAUGGUGGCUAACUGUGACCUGCGAUUACUAACUGUCUUGCAACUUAUUUUUCUUGUGGUGCGGUGCUUAUGUAUAUGUAGUUUAUAGGGAGUAACACAGUGGUUUUCAAGUUGACUGCUGAAUCAUAAAUCCAGUGAUGCACAACUUAAAACAUUUUCUUCAUUACAAUUUUUCAAAACGAGACAGCAAAGAAGGAUUUCAUGAGCGUUAAAAUUUAAGGCUAAGAUAAGGAAAGUUGUAUUUGGGAGAGCGGUUAAUAACUCGGUGGGCUCCUCUACUACCAUUUCGAAAAUACAGCUGCUUCUAAAGAUGAAUUUGGUGCUGUUCUGUCUUCCUUAAUUGAACCAAGGCGAAUUUUACAAACAAUAGGUAGGAUUUAGCUCGUUCACGAUACUCGGAAAAUUUGGCACUGACAGGGAAUCUUCACCAAAGCAUUUCUGUAGCGUCAUCUCUUGAACCUUACGUAGACUUCCAUUUUCUUUUCACCAAACAAAAUAUAAUCUAAAGAUGUUUAGUUCGUAUGGCUUUAGCAAUAAACUGUUGCAUUUAACUGUAGGUUUUUAAUCUAAUUGUUUGGACCGGUUCUCCUUUUCAGACCAUAUGCUCUGUUAUUGCUGCCGUCCAGCACUAUCUCUACACUUCUCUUUACACUUGGAUGUUGAUUGAAGGAAUAAACCUUUACUUGAAGAUAGUGAAGGUUUUCUCUUUUGGAAAUUCAUAUGCAACAUACAGCUUGACUGGAUGGGGUAAAAUAAUGAAUAAAUUAUGAAGAGGAGAAUUGCUUGUCAUUGCUAAGUUAUAAUCUGUAAAAAUACUUCUGUUGGUUUUUCCGUAAAGUUAUUGGCUUAAGGAAUGCAGUCGUGCUCGUCAUUCUUUAUCCGUCAGCUUCACUGAAUCGAGUUGUUCACCCUAUUUGGUGCGUAAAAACUGCUGUGUUAUUAAAGUGGGUUUUCUCCUAAAUAUAUAGGAGUACCAGGGGUCAUUGUUGGCUUCGUGGCAGUAAUCCAACCUUCAACAUAUGAAAUGAGUACAAUGUUGUAUAAAGAAAUCAUGUGCGGAACACUGAAACUCACGGGAACAGUGAAUAGAGAAAGGUAUCUUAUUUCACUGAAGUACCAACUAGAAACUAGAUAAAAGCUUAAAAAUACGUUAAGUAUAUGGUGAAUCGACGUAAUAAUCUAUGACAUACAUAAAUCAAAAAUUAUUUGUGCGCUUUCACUAAGGCCGGAUACGCAACGAUGUUCGAUACUGUACUUUGCGGUUUCGUCAGGCGAAAAACUUUGACAUUCAAAUGACAGAGAAUCUUGGGAAAGAAAUUAUUCGUUGCAGCGGACAAAUACUAGGGACCUUAAGCAAACCACGACGGCGACGGCAACGAGGAUAUGGAAAGACAAAAGAUCUAAUUGGCUCAGCACGUACGUUUCAAAACUUAGUACCUUUCUUAGUCGUCCUCUGCAAAACAACAAUGUGAAAUCACCACAAUUUGCGUCGUCUGCGAACCGAAACCGCGACGACAAAUUAUUUUAAUUCCAUUUUCAACUCAACGCUUCUCUUUUAUGCGUUAUGCUGAAGUUGAUGUGUGGCGCCGUAUGUGACGGUAAACAAAUGCAGCUAUUUUUUAAGUUCUAAUUAAAGGCAGAAAUUCAUUUUUUAAUCGAAGUCUUCCUUGACGUUGCCGUCCUAACUGCUUAAGGUCUCUAAUGAAAUAUGACAAACGUGUAACUUGAAAGGAUGUUUUGUAGAUGACCGCAUGCCAUGCCAUAGAAUAGAAGCGAUAUAUCUUUGAGGAAUUACUGUGAACUACUUUUACUUUGUAAAAAGGUUUGCAGGCCUCUAAAUGCACAUUCGAACCGAAUACAAAGAUCCUCAUACAACUUUUUUCUAAUUUAACUUCGGUGUUUGCAUAAACUGAUGAUUUUAAUUUUGAUGGUUUCAGAUGUUGGCUCAACGGAAGUGUCUGGAAAUUCAAAGGACCCGUGCUGGCCAUGCUUCUGGUAAAUUUGAAGUCAUUAUUGCUCUUAAUUCAAUCAAUAUACAGUUCUCCAAAAGCGUUUCAGCUUAAUUUCGGGUGCUUUUUUUUUCGUUUUUUUUUUCUUCCUAUUUUAACUUUCUGUGUUGAAGACCUAUUCCCUAAAAUUCAUUUUAACCAACAUCUAGAGACGUCCAAAAUUUGUUUAAAAGUCUUCUCUGGUCUGUUUUCCGCCUGUCAGUUUCUUUGCCUUGUAUCCACCGUAGAACAAUUGCUUAAGAAAUAUUGAAAGUUGUCUUUAGAAGUUAAGAAAAAACUAUUUCAGGGGAGACGUUACAGAUAAGUAGUGGAUUCCUCCUAGCCGCAGGAUUUUUCAAAUUAGUUUCGAAAAAAUUUUAAAGAAAUUAAAAUUUUUUAAUGGUCACUUUUCAUUAUCCUUUUGUCUCCGAAUCAACUGCGUCUGAAAUUUUAAAAUAAUCUUCAAUUUUCACUCAAACAAUACUCAAAGAUAACUUUAUCUAUUGGGCCUUAGGAUUCACCAAGUCGCUUUGAAGUAAAUUGCAUUUCUUGCUAGUAAAUCUGUUAGAAAGCACUAACGUAGCCUAUUAAAACCUAAUAUCAGGCCGUAAUUUUGCCCAAAAAUAAGGUUAGUGUACAUUUUAAAAGCGGAGUUUUUGCGUCUGAAUUUAAACUAACGCUACUUCUUCAAAUCUCUAAUGCUAUUCUCUUCAUUGGGGAAGCCAAAAUCCUUUAAACCUGAUAUUCCAUCAGAGUAUUUUGAGGAAAUAGUGGGCAACACUCCCCUUGAACUCGAUCCUUCCCAUGUUAAAGUUUAGCAUGUUGUCAUGACUUCUUUUUUUGUCUCCAUCUCAGGCAAAUCUUGCGGUCUUUGCUGUUGUUCUGCGCGUGAGCUUUGGCCGAAUUGGACGCAGGAAUUAUGCGCAGACCACCAGGUAAAUAUAGGUAGACUACUUUAAGCGUAUAUCUACAAUCUUAAACAAGGUGGAGGGUACAAAUCUUCUCCACGGCGUCUUGUGCGAAAACCUGUGUCAAAAAGAGAAAAAGGAACGAAAAGCAAAAGCGUUAUUGAAUUAAUACCAUGUAUAAAAUAACAUAUUCUCUUCUUGUAACUAAGAAGGUUUUAAUUAGAUUUUGAUUGAUUUAUCGUCAUAGGCUCCUUCUUCUCUCUCUCUCUUUUUUUUUUUUUUUUUUUUUUUCAGGAAAGGACUAAAAGCAAUUUUCGCUUUGCUUCCAUUGCUGGGUGUGACGUUUUUGCUGGGCUUCUUUGUUGAUUUUCACGUUACUUUGGAAUAUGCCUUUGUUUUAUUGAAUUCCAUUCAGGUAAAUUAUUACGUGACGCAAUCAAAGGAUAUUGUUGUUGUUAUUGUCGCUUUUCGAGUUACUUCUUAAUCAGGAAAAUGGAAGAAAAGCAAAAUAAAGUAGACAAACCAUUCUACGAUUGUAGAGUUACAACAUAAGUGCGUCUCAAUGAGGUUAUGGCUUUUACGGCUCACUGUUAAAAUUUUUGCUUUUUUACGGCUGACGGUUAAUUUCUUUCGAAUUCCGUUUCGAUUAAAGUACAGAUUUUUUUGGUCAACUUUAGUUAAGCUAACGUGUAACAAUAUUUUUGGGUUAAAAAAGCUUCUUUUAAUAUUCCAACAUAAACCGAGUAGUUACAUGUUCGAAAACCACGAAUUAACUGACAACCCCGAAUGCGCAUAUAUUAGAGCAUUAGUAGCGCGCUCAUUGGGAUCAGUUCAUGCGCACGUGCUUCUAUAGAUGACCUGGUAAUUUAUACCUGCAUACUACCAACACUAUUUCGUCGCAUGACGGUUAAUUUUUCUAAAUUUCCGCCGGUUAACCCCUUUCAAACCCUCACAUAGCGGAAAUUGUGCGUAAUAUUGGGCAAUCUUGCAUUUCCAAUUCACUGUAAACUGCAUUCUCUUUCAAAUCCUAGGGUGUGCUGUUCUUUAUCUGUCACUGCGCAUUUGAUGAUCAGGUGAGUAUAAGUCCUGAUUUCAUUUUAGGACAUUUUGAUUCAUCUAUUUGUUUGUUUUUUUUUCUUUCGGUUGGAAAAUGAUUGACGUUUUGCAUUCUGAUGAUCGAGAGAACGGCGCGUGUAUUUCGCACCAAUCGCCGAACGAAGUAGUUCAGCGCCAAUACAGUCCCGGAAUUACUUUAGAAUCUCAACGGAGAGAGACCUUGAAAGGCUACAGAUAGAAAUGUAAUAACGCUUUGCUUGGCCUUUUAGUCAACUUGGAGCACAUUUUAAGGAUUGAAGAUUCUCAUUAAUCAACCCUUAUUCAAAUUAUGAAUGGCACCAAUGAAAGUUAUUCGGCUUGCUUUAAGAUUAUCUCCGUUAACAGAAAAAAAUAUAUUUAACUCAGCAAAUAAAUAUGUCAAUUUUUCUUUUAAAGCUUUCCUAAACGUUUCAAUUUUUUGAAAACUAAAUGUAUAGUUGUGGGAUUCUCAAUUUCUAUGCAAUCAAGUCUUUAAUAAAAAUUUCAAAUUUGGCAUUUUCCCCGAUUGUCAAUAUAGUUUAAAAAUGAUCGAUGCAAGAGAGAAACAAUCAAUUAUCAUCAUUUUGGAUGAUGUUUUUUAGGUUCGCGAUGCCAUGAGUAAAAUGUUACGUAAAAAAAGGCGGGUUCACAGUCUCCAGAAAUUCAAGCAAGAGUCCAAAAUGGUGACGGAAAUGGCUCACAAAACCAAAAAUCUUUACUUUGUUGCCUGCGAUAAAUCAGGUAUUUACUUUGAUUCAGAAUCUUCAUACUCCUUGCUAGUUUUAUCAAAAGUAAAGUUGUUGUAAAAUGAUAUAUGAUCUAACGUCUAAGAUUCUAGCAACUCUUUUUCUUCGUGCACUCGUUAAUUAUUCAAUUGCAAAUAGAAAUUAAUAAAAUAGCUACAUAUAUAUUUACUCAUCGGUUUACAUUAAGAUUUUUCCAUUCUCGUUAACCAACCGUAUUUUCGCAAAAAACAGGGUAAAGGUUGUCGCACGAGCUUAUGAAUUUUAUGGCGAUAUCAAUUAGUUAUUGAUUUAAAUAUCUCUUAAAUCCUCUAAGCCUGAAAAAAGCAAAAAAGGAGGAGGACCAAUGAUGAAGCUAGC
Messenger RNA from Pocillopora meandrina, 6367 nucleotides. The record is from the annotation of a GenBank genome assembly. Lineage: Eukaryota; Metazoa; Cnidaria; Anthozoa; Scleractinia; Pocilloporidae.